This is a messenger RNA of Mya arenaria, 8139 nucleotides long. RefSeq names its product disintegrin and metalloproteinase domain-containing protein 12-like. NCBI's taxonomy places the organism in Eukaryota, Metazoa, Mollusca, Bivalvia, Myida, Myidae. The transcript is spliced from 21 exons. Bases 60 to 3818 code for a protein of 1252 amino acids. Gene Ontology annotation, biological process: membrane protein ectodomain proteolysis. Gene Ontology annotation, molecular function: metalloendopeptidase activity. The record is from RefSeq and is a predicted model, not a curated record.
ACCAUUUUUCGUUUAAGUCGAUUACUAAAGUAGAAAAGCAAUAACAUGAAUGGAUAAAGAUGAAGACCAAUUUGUAUUACUAUUUCGUCUUCACUCAAUUAUUUGUUAUAAUUUACUCAUAUAAAACAAACGAAUUUAAUAAAGGAAAAGUUAAACACAAGCCUCUUGUGACAGAAUUCUCACAGCAUGAAGUAGUGUAUCCCAGGUUGUUCAAAGAUGAGACAGAAAUUCCAAUGAUUAAAAAUGAGUACGGGCACCCAAAAGAACUGGAUAUCCAUUUAGUAACAUCCGAUGGUCCUCUGAUUCUACACCUGAUCAGAAAUAGUAAACUGUUCACAAAAGCCUAUGUGGAGAAGACCUAUACAGACCAAGACAACUACAGGUUAAAGAAGCCGCUACAUAGAAAAUUGGCAGCGCACUGUUUCUACCAUGGCACAGUUGUUGGUGAUCCCAGCUCUAUGGUGGCUGUCAGCACCUGUGAAGGAGUCAGUGGUCAUAUACAGACCUCCCAACACGUUUAUCACAUAGAACCAGCAAGGGAUGUGGACAAGGUUGCCCAUCAGUUGUACAGACAGGGUAGAGGCACGUCAACACCCUUCAAAUGUGAUUCUAGCACAGAAGGGCAUUCCAUGCAACAUGAGCCUGUGCAGACAGAUUGGGAAAAUUCAGUACUUAGAAGGUCUCGACGCAGUGUGCAUGAACCAUAUGAUGCAGACGGCGGGUCAAGAUAUGUAGAGAUGUACAUUGUUAAUGACUUCAGAACAUUCCAAAGCAAUGGGAAAAAUGAGGCUUAUCAGAUCAGGAAGACACAGAAUAUUGUCAACAUUGUCAGCAGGUUAUAUCGUUCACUAAAUAUCUACGUAGCCCUGGUCGGCAUAGAGAACUGGACCGCAGGGGACCGAUUUACAAUCACAGAACAGGCAGACGAGACUCUAGAAAACUUCCUACACUACCGUCGAGAAAGGAUCAACCCAGUCCAUCCACAUGAUAAUGCUCAAUUGAUCACGGAGACUUCAUUUACCAAUGGUGUUGUUGGGAAGGCCAUUAAAGGAACCAUUUGUACCUUCCAGUACUCCGGUGGGGUCAACUUGAAUCUAGCCACAGAAGGUCAGACAGCAACAACAAUUGCCCAUGAGCUGGGUCACAACUUCGGCAUGGACCAUGAUAACUACACAAUAUGUCAGUGUCCGGACGAGAAAUGUAUUAUGGCUGCGACCAGUGGAGGUUCAAGAGACCAAAGGAUCAACACACCCACCAAGUGGUCAUCAUGCUCGGUGCUUGCAAAACAGGAGGCGUUCGAGAUGGGAAUGGACUACUGUCUCCACAAUAUUCCUGAGACGCUAUACGAGGGGCCAGUUUGUGGAAAUGGCUUCCUGGAGACCGGGGAAGAAUGUGAUUGCGGUGCAAGGAGUGAUUGCAGUAACAAAUGCUGUAAUGGGACGACGUGUAAAUUGACAUCUGGGUCACAGUGUGCCUCUGGCAAGUGUUGCGACCUUGAAACUUGUAAGCCCAAGGAACCUGCCACAUUAUGUCGAGAUGCACAUGGAGAGUGUGACCUACCGGAGUUCUGUGGGGGGAGCAGUCCACACUGUCCUGCUGACGUCUUUCUGCAGGAUGGGACAGAUUGUGGAGGAGGGCAGUCUUACUGUUACAAAGGGAACUGCCGUACGCACACUGGUCAGUGUAAGCUGUUAUGGGGGUCGACAGGGCGAGUGUCAGAUCCUGUCUGCUUCAAGCACCUCAACACAAAUGGCAGCAAGCAUGGAAACUGUGGAUAUAACUGGACAACUUCUAGAUAUACACCUUGUCUUAGAGAUAAUGUGAUGUGUGGACUGCUACACUGUGUUCACCAGAAUGAGAAGUUGAUGUUCUGGAAGGACAGUCUAACACAUGCCACCCCUGCGACUUUCCUCACGAUCGGCACGACAACACAUGUGUGUCGGGCAGCCAUGUUAGAUGUGGGGCUGGACAUGCCUGAUCCUGGCAUGGUGCCAGAUGGGGCCAAAUGUGAUGAGAGGAAGAUGUGCGUAGACCAUAAGUGCCAGGCAAUCAGCCAGCUCAAUAUUUCUGCCUGUCCGGAGGGCUGCAAUGACCGGGGCGUGUGUAACAGUAAGGGUCACUGUCACUGUGAGGAGGGUUGGGCCCCGCCCCUAUGUGAUGAAGCAGGGAAUGGUGGGAGUGUGGACAGUGGACCCAUAAAAAUAUCAGGCUCAAAUGGCUUGCUCAUCGCCAUGUUGGUCCUGUUCCUGGUCAUUGUUCCUCUCAUAUUGUUCUUUAUUGGCUACUACUUCCGAGAUCGACUCAUUGGAUGGUGGAGGAAAUUCAACAGCAAACACGCUAAAGACCAUAGCCGCCCAUUGCGCCCCGCCCACCCGCCACCAAAGAGAGACCCACCUUCCUUACACCGACCUCCUGCGCCCAGUGCCCCUAGAGCAGAACCCCCACCCCCUUCGUACAAGGACGCUGUUAAGUUCAAUGCCAGACCAAAGCCCAAAGGCACAGCAGGCGUGCAGAUUUCUAACCCCGUGUUGACAGGAAGUACCCAUGAGGAAUCCAAGUCACAUGUACAGCCUAGUCCAGUAGCCGAUCAUAGGCCUAUACCAAGACCGCCCCCACCUAAACUGCCUACAAAGGCAGGGAAACAGGAUAAGGCGAAGAGUUCUAAUGACCAAAGUGUCUCAAAAAAUACGGAAAUUGAUAGUAAGCCUAAGUUUGGGCAAAUGUUUAAAAUUCCUAGUUUUUCAAAGUCUGAAAAACAAGAAAGUCCAAAGCCAGUGCAGAAAAUAGUUUCAAAUCAAGAAGAACCUAGUACUGUGAAGAAACGAGAAUUAACGAGAAAUAUUUCGAACCCGGUUCUAAUUAGUACAACAGACAGAAGAUCUAAGCAUUUAGUGAAACUAGACAGUUUAAACGUUAACCAGCCACCCCCUGCUGAAGAUUCAAGUAGUUCGUUAGCUCCUGCUCUGCCACCGCAUGUAAGCUUACAGCGUAGCGAGUCCGACAUAGCUCGAAGAAAUCGACCCCUCCCCCCUCGGCCGAUGUCAAUGCCAGAUAGUGAAUGCGGAGAUGAGCCAGAAAUAUCUUUUGCAACACAGGAAAGAAAAUCAGUGAAUAUGUCAUCAAAUUCUCCUAGAAUGCCUCAACGUCCCCCACCCCCUCCUGUUAAACCGAAUUCAAACAUUGACAGCACUCGUAGGACUAUUGAAGAGACUCUAGCUCAGCUAGAUGAUAUAAACAUGAGUAUACCAGAUAGCCCAGAUCCAAAUGCCGCAAGAAAAGCUGCUCAUCCGAAAGCUAAAGAUAUAAAACCGAAAACAUCUGCUAGACCAGAUGCUAAAAAGUCUUUAUCAGACUCUCCGAAACCGAAACCACCAGUGAAAUCAACAGUAGGUAAAGCUAAAUCAGAUCCUAAAAAGGAUGCUAAAGCUGCAAAACCAUUGUUAAGUGACAAUACUAAACCUGCAAGUAAGUGGGAUAAAGAUAUUAAUGUUAAAAGACCUAUAUUUAACCCAAAAGGUAGGCCGGGACUUCACGACUCGACAAAGCCGAGUCAAGUGAAAAAAAGUGCCAUGGCAAAUAGUCAAACAAAAGCGUCUGAAAUACCACACAGAAAACCCUCAACAGACUCGCUAGACGAUGAUCCUGCUGGAGGGACAGCUAGUGUAGCUGGCAUUUCUAAAAUGUUUGAAGGACAGAAGAAACCCCUUUUGGCAGACAAAGGAGCUAAAAAGUCGCUCUCGACUGGUGCAAAUAAAAUCCCUAUGACACCUCCGAAACCAAAACACGGGGUUAAACAAGUGAGGAGUGUGGAUGUGUAAUUUGAAUUUUCAGAACAUACAUUUGAUUUCUUAAGUCUAUACUGUAGAUUUGUUGAAUUUUUCCAUGGUUUUUAUUUUGACUGAUAUUGAUAAUUUCAAUGUCGUGUGUUAAAAAAAAGCUAAGUGAUGGGCUGAUUGUUCAGAAUUUGGUUAAAAUUUCUGACGUGAACAGCAUCUGGUGAAAUAUUUUAUGUGCAGUGUUGAUAAUAUUUAGAAAAAAAACCAUCUCGUUAUACAACAGGGAUUUCAUAUAAACAUAAAUUCUGGAACACUUAACCCCCUGAAAAUAAUAGGAACCCAAAAAAUGAAAUAAAAAAGAAUCUUUGCUAAUUUAAAUCUGUCCACCUGGGAUGAUAAAAUUGUCAAAUAUAGUAGAUUGUGAAGAUUUUUGUUAAGCCGAAUAUUUGCAUUAACAGUAGCAGGAAGCACCUUGAAACAGAUAUAAAUAACAGGGUUCUACGUCCUUAUACAUGCUUUGGACCACGGCCCUUAUUAACAAAGGUCUGAGCUUGAGAAUAAGACUCAGAAAAGCAGUCUUGAUUUUGUUGUAUAAAUGAUAUAUUACUUGAGCAAAUAUAGUGAAAUUUGCUGUAAAUGUCACAAAUCAUUUGUUUUACAAUCUGGCAUUAUAUGAUACAUCUUUAGUCAAAAUUAGUUACAUUACAGAUAUUUUGAAACAUUUACGAUUCAUUUUUCAGAGCCUGAAACUCGGACUCAAGACAUUUGUGAAUAUACAGACCCUGAAUUUCUCACAUAGAUUCAGGGUUAUUUAGGAUUAGGAUCAUUCUGUAAGCAUCCCUUAUCUACAGUAUUCAAUGAUUUACGCUGUAUUCUAUACAUUCACACUUUAUGAUACUGGGCUCAACAUGUCACAAACAUAGAAAAAUGAUAGGUCUCACUAGAAUAGACUUAUGUUCGAUAAACAUACUCAUUGAUUUUGCAUUUAUUCACUUGUUCAAUAUACACAUGUAAAUUAAUUAUGGAUGCUUUUGUUAUCACAUUUUAUUCACCUUAAAGUGAUUGAAUAUGAUUUACCAUGUGUAAUUAUUGAUUUGAUAGGAAAACAUUCAUUUGAUAUUUAAAAAAUGCUUCGGUGUAAAUAUCUUCGUAAAAGGUAUGUUUUCCAGGUAUAUUUUAUGGGAUGACAUUAAUUUAUUUGUGUGAUCUUACUUCUUUUAUAAACCACAGGCCCCAAUUUCUCAAAACUUCUCAAGUCCUUAAUUACAGAAUUAAGCUAAUCUCAUUAUUUUCUUUGUCUUUAAUUUGCAUAAUAUCAACUUCAGUAUAAAGAGUUAUUAGACUAAAAUAGGAAUUACUGAUAUGGUUAAUACAAUAAACCAUAUUUUAUUUAUCAAAAUCACAUUUAAGUGUGUAUUUUGUCUAUAAAUUGAAAUAAGCUACUUAAGCCUAUUAAGCUUAAGAAGUUUCGAGAAAUUGAGGCCAGGCGUUCUAACGUUUCAGGUUAAUCCUGAAAUCAGGCCCCAAUUUCUCGAAACUUUUUAAGCUUAAUAGGCUUAAGUAGCUUAUUUCAAUAAGUCAAAAUACAUACUUAAAUUGAAUUGUGACAAAUAAAAAAUGGUUUAUUGUGAUUAUCAUAAAGAUAGUUCCUAUCUAGAGUAUAAAAACUCUUGAAGAAAUAAUUAUUAAGCAAAUUAUUGAAAAACAAAAAUAGUGAGCUUAGCUUAAUCCUGUCAUAAGAGAAUUAAAUUUUUUCGAGAAAUCAGGGCCAGGAUUGAGAGGUCUUUAAUUCAGGCUUAUGUACAGAUGUUAAAGUGUUUUUUUCUUGGACAAAUGCAUCCAAAACACUUGGAAGUACCAUUUCAAUGUAAAGUCUGUUUUACAUUCACUGUGAUAUUAUUUACCUUGUUAGAUCUUGCCUCAUCGCUUUGUGUUAUAGUGUUCUUGUGCUUGUAAAUUAUUGUGUAAAUAUACCAGAUUAGGCGUAAAAAAGAAUAUGUUUCCGGUUUCCCGACCUACCCUAUUUUUUUGCCCAGCCAGGUUUAUAUUGCCAUAAGAUUUUGUUUUUCAUUUGUUUGAUUUUUUAUCUAUUCAUUCUGAGUGUAUUGUUGUUUUAAAGCAUUAAACCUAUCGUUUUUGGUAAAUGAAAAAUAUUCUAAAAAUUGGCUGAUAAAAAAAUAUUUAAAAAAGAACAAGUUUACAACCUACCUACCCUGUUAUUUGGGGCAUGUAACCGGAAACAAUCAUUUUUUUUAGGCCUUAUCAAAUAACCUGUUCAUACAUUAUGUUAAUCACUUAAAUACCCCAUCUUGUUAAUGAAAAAUCGUACGAUCACUUUUCGCAUCAAUAUUGUGAAGUGAUAAUAUUAUCUAUUUUAAAAAAAAGUGUUUAAUUCAUCAGUUCAGACUGAAUUUAUUUCAUUUUGCAAUUAAAAUGUUGAAUUUAACUUUAAACACAGACAGGACAUUUAACAGAAAAACAUGUUAAGAUUUUGUUAUAUCCUCAUUGUUAAGAUGGCUCCUAUGUCUAUUAUAUACUCAUAACUGCCAUAAUGAUAUAUUCUCAUAAUGCCAUGAUACCGAUAGUUUAUAACCUUUUUGUCCAAUUAUUAUGAGAUUUAUGUGAAGUUCUAAUAUAAAAAGUGCACAAUACUCUAGAGAAGAGGUAGUAGGUAUAAUACAAAAUGUCAGAUUUAUUUAAUGUUUUAAGGAAAAGCACCAUGUACUUCUCUGUCAGGCCAAAUUAAUGUGGCUUUAACGAAAUAAAAUGUUUUAGUUUCAGGUUUCCUCACCUACACCAUUUUUUUGCCCAGACACUAAACUUUUUAAAAAUAAAGUGUUUUUGAUGUUUAACAAUACCAAUGUUGCAAAUACUGAUAGUAUAGGUUUUCUUAAGCAUACAAUUCAUAGUUUUUGGUAACAGAAAAAUCUCGAGAAACAAUUUGCUUAACUAAGAAAUAACAACAAUUUUGUGACCUACCUACGCUAUGAUUUGGGGGAAAUGAAACAAACAUUUGCUGCUUUUUUAUGCCUUAAUAAUUUGUUUGGCGUUCCCUACUUACUCACAAAAAUCAAAUACCAGAGACAGAUUGGUUUUUAGCCGUUUCUGUGGUCCUCAUUUCUUUGUGGGUUGGUAAAUGCUGAACAAUCUAUUUAUUCAUCAUAGCCUCAGUCUGCUUACAAAAACGUGAAUGAUUAAUUAAACAAAUGGAAAAAAAUUGUAUGAUGAACAUUAGAAUUUUUUUUAUUUGAAUUAUGGUCUUGUUUGUUAUAGAUUAUUGUCCGUUUAGUUUUAUGGUAUUUUAUAUGGUGCUAUGUAUUAUAUGCAUUUAAUACAUGUGGAAGAAGUGAAACUUCAGUAAGCUAGCCGCAAGGAUUUGGUAAAAUUUUAUGUUGGGUUUAAAUCUGUUGGGUAAAUUUACCAUUGUGUAUAUUUUAUCUAGAAUGUUGAUGAAAGUGCAUAUAAAUUGAAAAAACAACUCCAGUUAUUUUAAGUUCAAAUUAAUUAUUAAUUUUGGCUAAGAAUGUUUUUGAUGUACGUUCAUAUAGCUAUUUAUAUGUAGUUUUAUAUCUACUGUAUCCAGUAGACUUUUUAUUGGUCAUUAUAUUCAUGUGUUCAUUUUAAAUGUUAGUUUGGGGAUUAUGUGCAAUAAUGACGACUUGUAUUUUGAUAAACUACAAAAUUUAAUUUUUGGACUCAUUUCCAGGAAAUAUAUGUAAGUGUAAAAUAUAAGUGCAAAUUAUGUGCUUGAAUUUGUUUAAAAAAAAUACAUUUGUUAUAUUAUCAUGAAUAUUUUUUAAAUAAAUCGCAUAACUCAUUUAAAGGAGAAAAUUAACUACACAAUUUAUAUCAAAACAAAAAUAUUGAGCUUAACUCGAUCCUGACGUGUAGUUUACAAAAUUGGGCAGGAAGAUUUGCAUUAUUUUGUAUUUUAUUUUCCUUCCAUGAUGUUCAAAAUAAUACUCAAGUUGCAGUUUAAUUACAGGCAUUGAAAUGAUUCUACAAGUGUUCAUUACUCUAAACUACAAGCAUUAAUCUGCAAAAUUAAAGUCAGGAACUUUCAAAUAAAUUUUGUUAAAAGUUCAUUAAACUUAAUGGCAGGUAUUUGAAUGAUUCUACAACUGUUCAUUUCUAGAAACAACAGUCAGUAAUCUGCAAAAUUAAAGUCAGGAACUUUCAAAUAAAUUUUGUUCUUAGUUCAUUGAAGAUAUAAUUCAUUCGUUGUCAUUACAGCAUAUGUUUUUGUAUUACUAGAAUUCUUGUUAUAUAAUUCUUUGCCUUUUAUUCAUUUUAUCUGUACAUGUAUUUAUUUUUGUAUGCCUAUUAUGGAACCAUUACCCAAAUAAAUCAAUACUGCAAUGUU